AUGCGGCCCGAGCAGGCCGCCACCGUGGUCGCCCGCAUCGGCGAUCAUGAUCUCACCACCUUCGAGGACGUCCGUCACCAGGAGCGUAACAUCACCAGCAUCGCGCGGCACCCGCAGUACCACGUCUCGCAGAAGGAUCUGGCGGUGAUGGCCGGCUGGGGCCUGGUCGAGUUCAGCGGCGAGACGGCCGACGUGCUGCAUGAGGUGCCGCUGCGCGUGGUCGACGAGGACGUCUGUGAGAACGCCUACCGCAGGGCGCCGGUAUUCAACAUGACAUUUCCCGGUGGCUUUCAAGGUACCAAGACCCGCGCGGACAGCCGCGACGACAAGCCACGGGACGCGUGUCGGGGAGACUCGGUGGGUCCGCUGAUGGUCCAGCUUGCCGACGCCUCCUACCAGCUCAUUGGUAUCGUCUCCACCGGCGUUGGCUGUGGGAACCCUGAAUUUCCCGGCAUCUACACCAAGGUGUCCUUCUACAUCGACUGGAUCCUCGGCAAUCUCAUUGAGUAG
This is a messenger RNA of Pollicipes pollicipes, 510 nucleotides long. Its product is annotated as trypsin-1-like. The coding region runs from base 1 to 510 and encodes 169 amino acids. The record is from RefSeq and is a predicted model, not a curated record. Gene Ontology annotation, biological process: proteolysis. Gene Ontology annotation, molecular function: serine-type endopeptidase activity. The transcript is spliced from 2 exons. Lineage: Eukaryota; Metazoa; Arthropoda; Thecostraca; Pollicipedomorpha; Pollicipedidae.